AUCAAAUAAACUUUCUCUCUCCUAAAACUCCAACUCGCAUCUGCUCUUCAUCUCCUUCCUGUUCCCCCCCUCCUCCUCCCCUAACUUCCGACCGAUUGCCUCCUCCUCUUAAAAUCAUCCAACAAAACCACCUUCUAGUGGCUGUGUCACCACCUCUAGUCGGUGGCACGUCUGUCAUUGUGAAUUUCCGACCACCUCUCCUUCUCUGCAGCUGCUAUUCUCGGGGUUGACGACAGUUGUUUAUAUCGCUUGCAGAACGGGGGGUCACUCGAAUUGUUACAAUGAGCCGACCGUCUACUCGUAACAAGAAUAAACGCACUAGACCAGAGGAUGAGCUUGAUGCAAAAUCUGAAAUAUUGAGGAGGAUUAACUCAACGGGCCAAGUAUCAGAUGAUGAUUUAGCACAACUUUACAAUAUUAGAAAGACUAAUUGUCACGGGUGCCGUGUUAAUACGAAGGACAAUCCCAACUGUUUCUGUGGGCUGAUCCCACCAUCAAAUGGAAGUCGUAAAGCUGGAUUGUGGCAAAAGAUCUCAGAUGUAGUCAGUUCAUAUGGUCCUGAUCCAUCAAAUGAUCUCAGGUCUUCAGUUGAUUCCCCUGCGGGGUUGACAAACUUAGGCGCCACAUGUUACGCUAACAGCAUACUCCAAUUCCUUUACAUGAAUAGGGAUUUUCGUGAGGGUAUUUUUUCGGUUGAACCGCAUGUCCUUGAGCAGCAGCCUGUGUUGGAUCAGUUAGCACGCCUUUUUGCACAGUUGCAUGGAAGUAAGAUGGCUUUUAUUGACUCGGCACCUUUAAUAAAAGCCCUAGAGCUGGAUAAUGGUGUUCAGCAGGACAGCCAUGAGUUCCUCACUUUACUUUUGUCCUUGCUGGAACGAUGCCUAAGCCAUUCUGUGGUCUCUGAAGCAAAAACUAUUGUUCAAGACCUUUUUAGGGGAAGCAUGUCACAUGUUACCAGAUGUUCGAAAUGUGGGCAAACAUCUGAAGCUUCUUCGAAUGUAGAGGACUUUUAUGAACUGGAAUUGAAUGUGAAAGGCUUAAAGAGUUUAGAUGGAAGUUUAAGCGAUUACCUAAGCGAGGAAAAACUUGAAGGGGAUAAUCAAUAUCACUGUGAGUCAUGUGGGACAAGAGUUGAUGCUACACGCAGUAUUAAGUUGCGCACACUGCCAUCUGUAUUGAACUUUCAGCUUAAGCGAUGUGUCUUCCUCCAAAAGACAACAACAAAGAAGAAAAUCACUUCUGCAUUUUCUUUCCCUGAAGAGCUGGACAUGGGACAAAGGCUGUUUGAGCCCUCAGAAUCAGCUUUUAUUUAUGGCUUAUCUGCAGUACUGGUUCACAAGGGAACUGCUGUCAACAGUGGUCAUUAUGUGGCUCACAUCAAGGAUGAAAGCAGCGGGCAGUGGUGGGAGUUUGAUGAUGAACAUGUUUCAAAUUUGGGUUUCCAUCCUUUUGGUGAAGGGUCGUCGUGUUCAGUCUCCAAGACAAAUGGGAAUUCUAGCCCAGAAGUCAAGAAUUCUGUUUCGGAUGAAAAUCACAUUGAUGUUGACCAACGUGGGUCUACUAAUGCUAAAAGUCACGUGAAGAGUUAUUCUUCAUGUGAUGCAUAUAUGCUAAUGUAUACUCUUAGACCUAGAAAGGGUUAUCAGAAUGGGUUGAUGGUGUACAAUGGUACCGUUAAGAAAAUUUCUGGUGCUUCAGUUCCAAGUCAGAGCAGUCUUUCACUUCCACCUCAUCUUGCGGAAGAAAUAAAAGCACAAAAUAAUUUGUACCUUGAUUUGUGUGAAAAAUACAACUCCAGAAAGGAACAAGAGGUGAACACCAUCACAGAGCGAAGACAAGAAGUCCGUUCUAUUCUAUCUGAAGCACCCGUUCUUUCCCUUGAAGAACCGUAUUUCUGGAUAUCAAUGGAUUGGCUACGGCAAUGGGCUGACAAUGUGACUCCCUCUGCCAUAGACAACACCAAUAUCCAGUGCAUGCAUGGGAAAGUACCAGUUUCAAAUAUUGUUGCCAUGAAGCGGUUGUCGGCUAAAGCUUGGACCUUAUUGUGUUCCAAGUACAUUGGAGGUCCUUGUCUGGGCAAGGAUGACUAUUGCAUUGAUUGUUUAAUUGAUUCAGCAAGUGCAAUUGUUACUGCUGAUAGCUAUCGAGAUAGAAGGGCGUACAUGAAAGAAUUUGCGGAAGCUGCACUUGCAGGGAAUUGUCCGGAUGGUAAACAGUAUUACAUUUCCAAACCAUGGUUACAUCAGUGGUUGCGGAGGAAAGCUAGUGAUAACCCCUCUGAAGCAGAUACUGGGCCUACUUCUUCAAUAAGGUGCCCGCAUGGGCAACUCAUGCCUGAACAAGCUCCUGGUGCUAAGCGAGUAUUGGUUCCUGAGAGUCUCUGGAUUUUUUUGUAUGAAAAUUCCAAUUUGGUGAAACCAGAUGAUCAGCUGGGAUGUUCAACAUUUCCAUCAGAUGCAGAAACAUGUACAGAAUGUCGUUUGGAGCUCACUGAGGUUGCUUCUUGGGAGGACACUCUGAGAGAACUGAAGUUGAAACAGCGCCAGAACCAUGAGAAAUUGUCUCUUGGAAAGGGUGUUCCGCUUUCUUCUGAUUGCAAGUAUUACUUGUUGCCAUCUUCUUGGCUGUCAACGUGGAGAAGUUAUAUCAAUACAAGUGGCAAGAAUAGUUCUUCAACUGUUGAGCCUGAGCGGCUGGAUAGUGUCAUCAGUUCACUUAUAUGUCCCACACAUUCUCAAUUGCUGGAGAGGCCCUUGGGCUUGACAUGCAAACGUGGGGUGAUAAUGCAGAAGCUCCCUGCGACAGAAGGCCUGACGAUGGUGAGUGAAAGUGACUGGAAACAUUUUUGUGAAGAAUGGGAUGGAAGAGAAGAGAGUGGCAUACUGGCUGAGAUUUAUUUUAAGAACUCGGCUGAAGGAUUUUGCCAGGACAUGCCAAUUACAGAGGAGCAUAUGGACGAAGAUAAAAGUAAUGAGUUGGAGUCCAGAGAACCUGUGAUAAAGACUUCUCCUGAGAUAUGCGAAGAAUGCAUCGGAGAAAAAGAAAGUUGUGAGUUAAUGCGGAGGCUUAAUUAUAGCAAUGAAGACAUUUGGGUUUGCUUUGUACGUGGCAAGGAACCUCCAAAAUUUAUUUUAGAAGCUUCUGGGAACAAUUGUGAGGCUGAUCGUCGGACCUCCAAGCGUUCCAGAAAGACGGCCUUCGGAGAUUCCAAGGUUUUGAAAGUUUCAGGUUCUACGACAAUUUAUCAGUUAAAGAUGAUGAUCUGGGAAUCUUUCGGGGUGGUUAAAGAAAACCAGAUAAUUCAUAAAGGAUCCAGGGUGAUCGAUGGGGAAUCUGAUACUCUUGCCGAUUUCAACAUAUUCCCCGCGGACGUCCUAUGGAUGACUGAUUCAGAAAUCCAUGAGUAUCGUGACAUAGCUGAUGAACUUUCAGAGCAGAAGUUUGAAGUGCGAGAAGCUGAAGAAGGAUUUCGUGGAACACUGCUGACAUCCAAUUCCACAUCACAAGUUGUCUAAAUUGUACCUUUGUUAAUCGGCCUCUAAAUCCUUGUUUUGUUUAUGAGUUUUUCAAGGGGGGCUUUCAUUUUGGUUAAUCUCUUGGCUUUGUCUUCGAUUGUACUUCUGACAGGAAAUGAGGUCAAUAUGCAUGUUUUUAUUGCGAUGUAUGAGAAGAAAGGAAAGGCAAGGGGAUCGAUUUUGAUGUCAAGGAAUCCCUUGUGAUCCGGGUUUGCAAUUGCGAGUGUGGAUUUUAUUGUAUUUAUGUUGGUUUCUUCGUUCAUGGUUGAACGGAGCUGUAUAAUAGUUAUAUGUACAAAUUUACUAGGAUUCUUGCCAUACCCGUUGAUCAAUGAAGAGGCCUUUUGUUGUCUUCUCGAAAGUUGUUUGCCCAUUCCAGAUUUCCAGGUACAUCCUAUAGCUCAUUACUUUCUCGGGCUUUUUAUUUAAUCAAUUACCCGUAAGCGUGAACCUUUGACCUUGA
Messenger RNA from Spinacia oleracea (spinach), 3978 nucleotides. Its product is annotated as ubiquitin carboxyl-terminal hydrolase 26. The record is from RefSeq and is a predicted model, not a curated record. The coding region runs from base 282 to 3515 and encodes 1077 amino acids. Gene Ontology annotation, biological process: protein deubiquitination. Lineage: Eukaryota; Viridiplantae; Streptophyta; Magnoliopsida; Caryophyllales; Amaranthaceae. The transcript has 15 exons. Gene Ontology annotation, cellular component: cytosol; nucleus. Gene Ontology annotation, molecular function: cysteine-type endopeptidase activity; cysteine-type deubiquitinase activity.